CCCUCCAUCAGUCCGUCCGACUCGCCGUUUGACCAUCCACGAGGCAAGACAAGCAAGCCUGACAAGCCUGACAAGUUCGCCGCCAGCUGAACCGAGCGGGUCUCCUCCUCGAUUGAUCGUCGCCCAUCAAUUCGAUCUGGCAUCGACUUCGAGUGAACAACCACUGCACUGCACUGCACUAUACUGUACCGUACCGUACUGUACCGUACAGCUGCCCGUACCGUGUCGCCGCCCGCCUGCGUGCCCCCAUCGCGCAGCAAUCAAUCGACAGUGUGCAGGGAGUCUGUCCUUGUCGCCCUGGUCGCCCGCACAUCCUCCACCCACCCAUCCACCCCAUCCACCCAACUGCUGCAAACUGCCAACUGCCCAGAACGGCCAUUCCCACGACGGCCUGUUUCAAGUCGACUCAACACCCCAAAUCUGCGCCCCUCGAAACGUCCACUUCUCACCUCAGACAGCGUCCAUUUCGUCUUUCGCAUCACGACUGCACGAUACCAGAGAGCCAUUCACUUGGUCUGCCCAUCGCCACCCUCGCCACGGCGACCCUCGCGCACGCAAGCACUCAGCAGCCAGUCUAUCGGCUGCCAACCCCCCGCCCCUCCUCUAUCCCUCACCGGCACGCACUGGAGACGGCUCCACACCUGAGACGGAGGGACGGAUCCUGGGUUCAUUGAUGGGCCCUUGAAAGAGACGCAACCCAGAGAGGACAGGAACAAUACAUUCUCGCUUUCACCACUCCACGCCGGCCCCAUAUCGGGCCCCUUCCCAUCCUCUCGCCACUUUCGGUCGGGCAUUCGCAUUCACCUGCCUGCCUGCUCCUGCCUCCUGUCGCCGUCGCCGUCGCCGUCGCUGCAUCACUCUCGACCGGCCACCAGCGCAUCGACCACACGGAGCAUUGUCCGAAGCCACCCCCAGUCCCCCCAGGCACCACCGAUUCCGAGGCUCCAGACAGCCAGUCACUCAGUCACAUCUUUGUCUGGUCUGGCCUCGGUCAAGGUCAUUUUUCACAAACUCGCCCGGCCUCGCCUACGGCCCGCCAACUGAGUCAGCUUGGACCCCGCGUCCUGCUAGCCAUCGCUCGCGCGCGCGGAUUCCUCUCCUGUCUGUCCGUCUGCCCGUCCGUCUGUUGUCUGUCUACAUUCUUCGACUGCAUCCCUUUUCUUCGUCACCAAAACCACCGCCUUCUGGCCCCUCACUCCUGCUGGACCCGACACAAAACCCAGCUCACUCAUCAGCGGACCCCUCCCCCCCCUUCAUCCCCCUCGACCCUUCGCUUGCGGGCUUCGCUGUCCCAAGCCCCAGGCCCAGGAGCCCAACCCCCCCAGGUCGACUACACCACACACGCAAUCAAGUUCAUGGAGUAGGUUGUAAUGGCAUCACAUGCUCCUCUACUAAGAACCAGUACGGCUCCCGUCUUCCAACACUCGACUGACGGCGUAGCGAGAUUAGCCAAAAUGAGUAUGAGCAGCGCGCCACGGGCGAGCCAGCUUUCAGGCUCGACCGUCUAUCCUUCAACUGCGAGCCUUAGCUCGCUGGCAACUGCGAGCACCAUCGCCCAGCCGCCCAUCAGCGGCCAGGUCGUAGCUACCACAAACAUCAUCAACCAGAAAGCAGACGCCUCGCGCUCGCUUUACCAGAUAUGUGUCGCCAUAAAGAAUCGCCUGGCCCUCGCUCCCGGCUUCGAUGAAUACAUGGCUCAGCUCGAGGAGAGGGAACAGGAAGGUGGGGAUGCUGGCGGACCCGUCGAAGGUCUCUGGGGCCUGCUUAGGACAGGUCUCCCCCUCCUGGCCAUUUACAAUGCCACCGAUCCCGACGAGCCUCUUGUCGUGAAUGUGCCGAGUGCGACCGACGCGAAGAAGGGGAAGCUUGCGAUCGCCAAGUUUGUGCAGGGAUGCUCAAAGGAGCUGAAGAUACCACCCCAGGAGAUGUUCAUUGUCGCCGAUUUGCUGGGCACUGAUACCUCGGGAUUCAGCAAGGUUUUGACUGUCAUCAACAUGGUCCUCGACAUCGCACAGCAGAGAGGCCUCCUGAGGCAACCACAAGCCCCGUACGGCGAUAUCGAAGCGUCGCCCGCGGCGGGCGUUCCGAAAAUGACCUACCGUGACCACAUUAUCCGCGAGCUUGUCGAUACCGAGCGCAAAUAUGUGCAGGACUUGGAAAACUUGCACGAUUUGAAGAAGGCACUUGAGCAGAAGGGCGCCAUCAGUGGUGACGUUGCCCACUCGAUUUUCCUGAACAUCAACUCCAUUCUCGACUUCCAGCGCCGAUUCCUGAUCCGCGUCGAGACGACCAACUCUAUGCCCGAGCUUCGGCAAGAAUGGGGUAGCCCGUUCAUGGCCUACGAAGAUUCAUUUAAUGCUACGUACCAGCCUUUUAUCGCCAACCAGAGGAAAGCAGCUCAAAUAGCGAGCCAGGUUUUUGACAAGAUCCAAACCAUCCAACACCCCGUGGCAUGUGAUUAUAAUACCCUGGAUGGUUUUCUGCUUAAACCCAUGCAGCGACUUGUGAAGUACCCACUGCUGCUAAAGGAUUUGAUGAAGAAGAGCGAAGACGAGACCAUCAAACAGGACCUGGCGGCAGGUAUCGAUGCUGCUGAACGUGUCCUGAAGAAAGCAAACGAGGCCGUCGAUCGAGACCUACUAGACGAAGCACUGGAGGAACUGGUUGGCCGCGUCGACGACUGGAAGAACCACCGGGUGGAGCACUUCGGAAAGCUCCUGCUCCAUGGCGUGUACACUGUCAUCACGGGCAAGACUGAACAGGAGAAGGACUAUGAGAUCUACCUUUUCGAGUGCAUAUUACUGUGCUGCAAGGAAAUCACGCCAAACAAGAGCAAGGACAAGAAGGACAAGACGCGGUCAACGCAGCCGAAGAUGCGAAACAAGAACAACAAGCUGCAGCUCAAGGGACGUAUAUUCAUGACGAACGUCACAGAAGUGUUGAGUUUCUCAAAGCCUGGAUCGUAUACUGUGCAGAUCUGGUGGAAGGGCGACCCCGGCGUGGAAAACUUCGUCAUCAAGUUCGCGAACGAGGAGAUGAUGAAGAAGUGGGCUACUGGCCUCGACAAGCAACGGAAGGAUAAUGCCCCUCAGAGCGCGACCAGUCCGGACCAGUCGACGGCGAACUUCAGGUGGAUGGAGGCACAAGGAGGAGACUUGGUGAAUCCCUACGCGGAACACGAUGAGGACGAUGACGACUUCGCACCCCCGUCGGCGUCAUCCUAUAACCCCAUGCAGGGAACCAUGCCGAGGACUGCUUCCAGCACGAGCCUUCGGCAACGGUCAGGAACACAGGAGAGCACCAUGUCUCUGGCUGGCUUGGUGCGCCGUCAGCCCCCGCCCAGCUUCCCCAUGCCACAACCACCAACGGCCCUCUCGCUGCAAACCGGAGCGCAGCAGCAUUCCCCUGGCCCACGUGGGGGAGAGUCUUACUUUUCCCCGGUUGCCGAUUCACCCGCCUCCUCGAGGACGAGUACCACAUCGAGCUUCUUUGGUCCGAGUUCCAGCUACAUACUGCCCAAGAAUGGAGCCCCGCAGCCCGGAUGGUCCGAAGACAAUAACCGAUAUACAGCCCCAGCUAUGCCUCGAGCCCCUUCCCGCGACGGACCCUCCCCGGCGAACGCCUACGGAAUGGUGAACGGCCGCAACCCCCGAGGACCUUCCCUGCCAGCCAUGGCAAGGGAGCCAUCGCAGUCCAACGCCGCGCAACAAAGAAGUAGGUCCUAUUCAACUCCUGAUAUCAAUGGCCAGCCACAACCACCGGUGAGGAGGACCGAGAGAGGAGGCAGCCAAGGCGUCCCGGCCGUGCCUGGCAUCCCCGCGCAUCUGCAUCCAGCCCAUGACGGCAACAUCCCGAGGAGCAAUACGGGCAGCCCUAGGCAAGAGCUUCCGAUUCGGGCUAACACCCAGAGUCCAGGCGUCCAGAGGGAUCGCCUGCAGCAGCAGUAUGGCGGGGGAGGCCAAAUGGCCCAGUUCCCAGCCCAGCCUGUUCACCUGACCCCAGGACUAAACACCGCCGGUGCCCCUCCCACCUCGAACCCCUUGGCCAGCCCCAACCCGAAUGACGCGCCCUUCCAGUCGCAGCUCAAGGUCAAGGUCAACUGCGAUACCGGAAACUACGUCACCCUCGUGGCCGCCUUCAACAUCACGUAUCAGAGCCUGACCGACCGCAUCGAUGCCAAGCUCUCGCGGUUCACCAACUCCAGCAUUGGUAAGGGAAAUCUGAGGUUGCGAUACCGCGACGAGGACGGCGACUUCGUCAACAUCGAGAGUGACGAGGACAUCCAAAUCGCCUUCUCCGACUGGCGCGAGAACAUCCGCAGCAUGUACAGUGGUGGUAUGGGAGAGAUAGAGCUCUUCUGCGUGGGUGACAUGGCUUAGAAUAACCAUCCCACGGCCAUUGAAUCCUCACCACAUACUCCGCCUUCCUGUAGAUCGUCCUACGGCACCGGCAGAAGAAGCUGGUGGGAGUCUGACACCUAUAGGUCCUCUUUCACCACGGCUUCCCACCGCAGCACGCCAUGGUGGGAGGGCACGCCUGAAGCGGACGAACAAGUACCAGGAGACCUCGAUGAGCCCGCGGCGGAACCGCGCAUUGCCGCAGCGGAAUCCCAUCACGGGUAUCUGACCCUUUUCCCACCAUCAACAACCGGGUGCACGUCGCCCAGAACCCGCAGAACUGGCCAUCUCCGGGAUAUGAAGCUCACCUUAUCUUUACCCUAUAAUUUUUUCUUACGGCAUUUCACUGGCGCACGGGAAUCGGGAUGUUCAACAUGACCACAUCGAUACCAAAAACACAGACCAACGAAGACUGGCGACUCAGGCUCUCAUAACCAUCCCAGUCAGACGGAUCGCACAAAUAGAGACAGCGUACAGGUCCAACCUUUCCUCGAGUCGAGCCACUGGCAUCCAAGACAUUCGCAUCGCCAUCUUCCUAGCACAACUGCAUUGGGAAUCGCUCGAGUCUGCAAGCGAUCUUAUACCACCGCCAGCGUUGGCCGCACAGCGUUUGAUCUUCUUCACUGAGUCUUUUUAUAACAGUGACUGGGUUGCUUUCAGCAUACAACGACUUUCCGUUUGUUUUUCAUGAUGGAUGACGGAUGCUUUUCCCCUGGUUCUUUUCUUUCUUCUCUUGGAUGAGAUAUCUAUCUUGAUACCACACACUCCUUUAUACCCCAUAUACCAGCUCUCCUCGGGAGAUUCCCCGACAAACCGUUCUUUUCAUGACUAUAGAUACCUUUUUUCUUUUUCUUCGUGGACCUUCAAUGUUGAUUCUUCUGCUGCAUGACAACCCGAGCUGAUAAGGGUCAGCGGAGCUACUGGGUGGGGAGGCACCUUCAGUGGUGGAGGAGGUAUUUGAUGGCGGACGUGAAGGGCUGAAGCCGACCGGGGCAGGUAGUAGGACUGCUGUGGAAGCGAGUGGUGGCGGCGAAGCGACUUGUUUCGACAUUUCGGCUUGACCAGAUCAAAUUGGAAGAGAGAGGGACUCGGAAGGGUAAAACGCACAUCAUCACCCAAAUCAAUGAUACCAAGCACGCCGAGGGCGUGCAGAUUUUGCAUUUAUUCACUGUUUCCCCCCCUCCCUCUUGCUUCAAUCAUCAAUCAAUCGUGUUGUGCUUGCAAUUCCAGGUGUCUACUGCAGAUUUUUUUUUUUUGGGGGGGGGGGGGGACUUGUGUGGACGCGGGGGCCGGGGCUGAUUUGGGUUGAUAUCAUUCUCACAUAAUAAGCAUUGCUAUUUUUUUUCUGUCAUCUUUUGCUGGGACCUCAUAUAUUCUUAUACUUCUUGGCUUCAUGUUUGUUUCGAGACAAGGGGUUAAGGAAGGGGAAAGGAAGGGAAAGGAAAGGAAAGACAUGGGACUAUGGCGCUAGUGUAAAACGGUGUGACGUAAUUAUAAGUAUUUGUCCUGA
Molecule: messenger RNA, 5907 nt
Organism: Diaporthe batatas
Lineage: Eukaryota; Fungi; Ascomycota; Sordariomycetes; Diaporthales; Diaporthaceae
Exons: 5
Coding region: 1371-4379 (1002 amino acids)
Biological process (GO): intracellular signal transduction; establishment of cell polarity; septin ring organization
Cellular component (GO): cytoplasm; division septum; mating projection tip
Molecular function (GO): guanyl-nucleotide exchange factor activity; protein binding
Source: RefSeq, a predicted model, not a curated record